GUCACCCAAGACCUCGAGUUUGUUAUCCUUUGGAAAAACUUCUAGUUUAUAAUCAUAAGCUUCGAAGAUGAACUCAGACGAGUUGAUGCCCGAUUCGGCUGCGGCUACGAUUCCCGCCAACAAUAGCAUCGGCAACGGUAACAGCAGCGCUGCAGUUACAUGGAAUACCAAAAAGUUUAGGGACGACUAUGAUAUGCUCAAGAUAAGACUAAGUGAUCAGAGAUUUAGCUCAACCAACUUCAGAGACCCUCUUAUGCCUUGUCCUCCCCAUCAUAGGCAAUACCCAGGACAUAACACACCUGCAGUAGAGAAGCGUCUGAAGGAGUUAAUGACCAGGAUUAAAGGUAGCCUUGGUGGUGAUUUCAGGUGAUACAGGCCUACCUAGGUAUCACAGGAGCACUGAGGGAUGGAAAAGGAUUACUCUGUUUGUGUUUUGGAAGCACCUAGCAGGAGAAGUUACAUAGGCACUCAGAUCCAUCAAGGUUAAAGAGUAGUAUAUACACUCUCCAGGAUCAAGUACAUCUAGGCAUAAAGAGCCGCAUGUCUU
Molecule: messenger RNA, 547 nt
Organism: Neurospora tetrasperma FGSC 2508
Lineage: Eukaryota; Fungi; Ascomycota; Sordariomycetes; Sordariales; Sordariaceae
Exons: 2
Coding region: 68-370 (100 amino acids)
Source: RefSeq, a predicted model, not a curated record